UUUAAACGUCAAUGGUGUUUUCAUCUAUGCUAAAUUAAAAACACUUCAGCAGUGUUCUUAUUCUCGCGUCUUCAAAAAUGUCGUACAACUACGUGGUAACAGCCCAGAAACCGACGGCUGUCAAUGCCUGCAUCACAGGCCACUUCACCUCUGCGGAGGACCUGAAUCUACUAAUAGCCAAGAAUACACGAUUGGAGAUAUAUGUAGUUACAGCAGAGGGACUGAGACCAGUGAAGGAGGUGGGCAUGUAUGGGAAGAUUUCUGUCAUGGAGCUGUUCAGACCCAAGGGUGAAAGCAAGGAUCUGCUGUUCAUUCUUACAACCAAGUACAAUGCCUGCAUCCUAGAAUACAAACAGAAUGGAGAAAGCAUUGAUAUCAUCACCCGUGCCCAUGGCAAUGUACAGGAUCGCAUUGGACGUCCAUCCGAAACGGGUAUAAUUGGCAUUGUGGACCCGGAGUGCCGUAUGAUUGGCCUGCGGCUUUAUGAUGGACUGUUCAAGGUGAUUCCAUUGGACCGGGAGAACCGUGAGCUCAAGGCUUUCAACAUUCGCUUGGAGGAGCUACAGGUUAUCGAUGUACACUUCCUCUAUGGUUGCCAGGCCCCCACUGUCUGCUUCAUCUACCAGGACCCCCAGGGGCGCCAUGUAAAAACCUAUGAGGUUUCCCUCAGGGAGAAGGAGUUCAACAAGGGCCCAUGGAAACAGGAGAAUGUGGAGGCUGAGGCAUCCAUGGUCAUUCCAGUGCCAGAGCCAUUUGGAGGUGCUAUAAUCAUAGGACAAGAAUCCAUCACCUACCACAAUGGGGACAAAUACUUGGCCAUUGCACCGCCCACAAUCAAGCAAAGUACCAUCGUGUGUCACAACCGUGUGGAUCCCAAUGGCUCGCGCUACCUGCUGGGGGAUAUGGAGGGCCGUCUGUUCAUGCUACUGCUGGAGAAGGAAGAGUUGAUGGAUGGUGCUGUGGUGCUCAAGGACCUGCAUGUGGAGCUGCUUGGAGAGACAUCCAUCGCUGAGUGUCUCACCUACCUGGACAAUGGGGUUGUGUUUGUGGGCUCCAGACUGGGAGAUUCGCAGCUGGUCAAGCUUAAUGUAGACAGUAAUGACCAAGGCUCCUAUGUGGCAGUGAUGGAGACCUUCACCAAUCUAGGGCCUAUUGUGGACAUGUGUGUGGUGGACCUGGAGAGGCAAGGCCAGGGUCAGCUGGUGACAUGCUCGGGUGCAUUCAAGGAGGGCUCCCUCAGAAUCAUCCGCAAUGGUAUUGGAAUUCACGAGCAUGCUAGCAUUGACCUGCCAGGAAUAAAAGGUUUAUGGCCCCUCCGGUCGGAGGCAGGGAGGGACACAGAUGAUAUGUUGGUGUUGUCUUUUGUGGGACAAACACGAGUAUUGAUGCUGAGUGGAGAGGAGGUGGAGGAGACUGAGCUUCCUGGCUUUGUGGACAACCAGCAGACUUUUUACUGUGGCAAUGUGGCACAUCAGCAACUCAUCCAGAUCACAUCUGGCUCUGUGCGCCUAGUGCUCCAGGACAGCAAGGCCUUAGUGAGCGAGUGGAAAGAACCGCAGGGUAGGAACAUCAGUGUGGCCGCCUGCAACCAUACUCAGGUGGUCCUGGCUGUGGGACGGGCCCUAUACUACCUCCAGAUUUUGGCUGGAGAGCUCAAACAGAUCAGCACCACAGAGAUGGAGCAUGAGGUGGCCUGCCUAGAUAUCACUCCCCUUGGAGAGGGUGUUAGCGAGUCACCCCUUUGUGCUGUUGGCCUCUGGACCGACAUCUCAGCCCGUGUGCUCAAGUUGCCCUGCUUCACACCCCUACACAAGGAAAUGUUGGGAGGAGAGAUCAUCCCACGCUCUAUUUUAAUGACCACCUUUGAAGGGAGCUACUACUUGCUGUGCGCUCUGGGAGAUGGGGCGCUUUUCUACUUUGGUCUGGACCUGCAGACAGGUGUGCUGAGUGAGCGCAAGAAAGUCACCCUGGGCACUCAGCCCACAGUGCUGAGAACCUUCCGCUCCCUGUCUACUUCCAAUGUCUUUGCCUGCUCCGACCGACCCACAGUCAUCUACUCCUCCAACCACAAGCUGGUCUUCUCCAAUGUCAAUCUUAAGGAGGUCAACUACAUGUGCCCACUUAACUCUGAGGGCUACCCAGACAGUCUGGCUCUAGCUAACAACAGCACUCUGACCAUUGGUACCAUCGAUGAGAUCCAGAAACUUCACAUCCGUACCGUUCCGCUCUACGAGUCGCCCAGACGGAUCUGUUACCAAGAGGUGUCCCAGUGUUUCGGGGUGCUGUCCAGCAGGGUGGAGAUGCAGGAUGUCAGUGGGACCACCUCUGCUGUACGCCCAAGUGCCAGCACACAGGCUCUCUCCAGCAGUGUAAGCUCCAGCAAGCUCUUCCCCAGUAGUACGUCCCCACAUGAGACUUCAUUUGGUGAGGAGGUGGAGGUCCACAGUCUCCUAGUAGUGGAUCAGCACACUUUUGAAGUUCUCCAUGCCCACCAGUUCCUUCCCAGCGAAUAUGCCCUCAGCAUGGUGUCAUGCCGUCUGGGCAGAGACCCCGCGGUGUACUUCAUUGUGGGCACAGCCAUGGUGUACCCAGAGGAGGCUGAGCCCAAGCAGGGCCGCAUUAUUGUCUUCCAUUACACAGACGGGAAGCUCCAGACUGUGGCUGAGAAGGAGGUUAAAGGUGCUGUUUACUCCAUUGUGGAGUUCAAUGGCAAACUGCUGGCGAGCAUCAAUAGCACAGUGCGUCUGUAUGAGUGGACUGCUGAGAAGGAGCUGAGGACUGAGUGUAACCACUACAACAACAUCAUGGCCCUCUACCUCAAGACCAAGGGAGACUUUAUCUUGGUGGGAGACCUGAUGAGGUCUGUACUGCUGCUGGCCUAUAAGCCCAUGGAGGGUAACUUUGAAGAGAUUGCACGUGACUUCAAUCCCAACUGGAUGAGCGCAGUGGAAAUCCUGGAUGACGACAACUUCCUGGGAGCAGAGAAUGCCUUCAACCUGUUUGUUUGCCAGAAGGACAGUGCCGCCACCACAGAUGAGGAGCGUCAGCACCUCCAGGAGGUGGGGGUCUUCCACCUCGGUGAGUUUGUCAACGUCUUCUCCCAUGGCUCGCUGGUGUUGCAGAACCUGGGCGAGAGCUCCACACCCACCCAGGGCUCCGUUCUCUUCGGAACCGUUAACGGCAUGAUCGGCCUGGUGACCUCCCUGUCAGAGGGCUGGUACAGCCUCCUCCUGGACCUGCAGAACCGCCUCAACAAGGUCAUCAAGAGCGUGGGCAAGAUCGAGCACAGCUUCUGGAGAUCAUUUCACACAGAGCGCAAAACGGAGCAGGCCACAGGCUUCAUUGACGGAGACCUGAUCGAGAGUUUCCUGGAUUUAGGCCGGGCCAAGAUGCAGGAAGUAGUCAGUACUCUACAGAUUGAUGACGGCAGUGGUAUGAAACGUGAGGCAACAGUGGAUGAGGUGAUCAAGAUUGUGGAGGAGCUGACCAGGAUCCAUUAGCAUCUCCCAUCAUCCACAGAGGCUAAUGGUGGAGGAAGGCAAGGAAGUAACAAAUGGACAAGAGAUGGGUGUUGGGGUGGGUUUUUUUUUUUGUGGGUGUCUUUGUAAAUAGUUAUAAAUAAGCAGUGUGUGCAUGUCCGUCCUUCAGACUUCAAAGAUUUGUCAUCUGUCCCAACCCUGAAGGUGCUACAUACUGAGUGUUGUAUUCUUCUGUUAAGCAACAAUCUCUAGAGGAGGUGCGUAGCAUCCAUUUGGACAAUAAAAAAAAAGACCAAAGCAAAAACAUUGGUCUGUGUGUGUGUGUGUGUGUGUGUGUGUGUGUGUGGGGCGCGCGCAUGCAUGAAUUUGUGCACUUGUGUGAAUUUAUGUGUGACUACAUAAUGGGCAAAGACCCAAGCUUUUUAUUUCACCAGGACAAUAUUCUGGUCCGUUUGUGGCUAGAUACUGCCAAGACACUGACUUAAAAACAAAUGGCAAGGUUAGGAAACGGUCUCCACCUAUAAGGCUCUGAUCACCGCUGUCAGUGGAUAGGAAAGGACUCUUGGAUUCGGCAGAGAAACUUUUACGUAAGGUUAUUAUUGAAGUCUGAAGUAAGAUGUAUGAGAGAUGAUUAAAGGAAAAUGAUAGAUUUGUAGCUAUUUUGUCUUUGUGAUUUCUCCAUUUCUUUUAAUAAAGGUUGCUUUAGUACUGUCAA
Messenger RNA from Lampris incognitus (smalleye Pacific opah), 4194 nucleotides. It is a transcript of the gene ddb1, whose product is annotated as damage-specific DNA binding protein 1. The transcript is spliced from 27 exons. Gene Ontology annotation, cellular component: site of double-strand break; nucleus. Gene Ontology annotation, molecular function: nucleic acid binding; protein binding. The record is from RefSeq and is a predicted model, not a curated record. NCBI's taxonomy places the organism in Eukaryota, Metazoa, Chordata, Actinopteri, Lampriformes, Lampridae. Gene Ontology annotation, biological process: proteasome-mediated ubiquitin-dependent protein catabolic process; DNA repair. Bases 78 to 3500 code for a protein of 1140 amino acids.